GAAAACUUGCGAGGUGGCAACUCUGUGUUAGUCGCCCAACAGCUGAUUAUUAUUUUGGACUUCAGGAAACGCUGAAAUUGUUUACUUUUCUGGUAAUUCACGAAUUUAGACAACAAAUCAACAUGACGGAGUUCUGGAAAUCGAACGAACGCAAGUUCUGCGACUUUUGCAAAUGCUGGCUGAGCGACAACAAGGCUAGCGUCGCCUUUCAUGAAAGUGGCAAGCGGCACAAGUUAAAUGUGGCCAAGAGGAUUACAGACAUCAGUCGCAGCAGCGAGAAAUCGGAAAGGGAGCGCCAGAAAAUGGAUGCGGAGAUCCGCAAAAUGGAGGAGGCUGCCAUGAAGUCCUAUGCCCAGGAUGUCCACUCUCGCGGUGACAUGACCGCCAGGUCCAUUGACACGGUGAUGAGGGCCACCGCCUCCUCCACUUCGGGUGGAGCCCAUUCCGCUGCAAGAUCCCGCCAAGUGGACCCUAUGCGGCUCGAAGGACUCUCUGACGACGAAGAAGACAACCGACGGGUCGCUCCUGGAAAGGUGGCACCCGAGGCAGCAGCUCCCGAAGCCUCCCUCUGGGUGGAGGGCAAGUCGGACGAGGGACAUACCUACUACUGGAACGUCAAGACCAACGAGUCGGUUUGGAAGCCCCCUAAGGAGGGCUACAUGUCCUAUGAGGAGUAUGAACGGAUCAACCAAUUGGUCAUCGAGCAGCAGGAGAUCACACAGGCCCAGGAAUCCCUCAAGUUUCGGGAGAACGCCGAUGAGGAAGUGGCUCGCGUAAAUCGGGAACGGAUGAAAGCCCUUCGAAAACCGGAGAACCCGAAGGAGAAAAAGCAGAAGGAGGAGAAGCGCCGAGCAUUUAAGACGGAGGAGGAGGCGGCCACCAAGGAGAUUGGCCAGUGGCAAACGGUGGAGGUCAAAGCGCCCGAUGAGCCCAUCGACUGGCAGUUGCCCAAAACGGAUUACUACAGUGCCUCUCCCGUGAUUUCGACGACCAGUGAGCCCGAGCCUCCGGUCAAGCGCUUUAAGGAGAAAACGAUCGGUGGUCUGGAUGCAGAGACAGCCGCCAGUGCGCCUGCCACGUUCAAACGGAAAUUCAUCAAAAAGGGAAACAGCCGCCAACGCGUCGAUGAUUAAGUUGGGUGUAGAUAUUUUAUAACUCAACUUCAUUCAUUACCUUAGAAUUAAAUUUACCAUAAAUGCAAGAAAAGUAAUAAUUUUGCUUUGAAUACUGUAUUUGAUUUUAUCACGGAACAAUUUAAUCCAGUCUUAUAUAUAUUAUCAAUAAAUCAAUUUUUUUCGAAAAUGA
Molecule: messenger RNA, 1305 nt
Organism: Drosophila ficusphila
Lineage: Eukaryota; Metazoa; Arthropoda; Insecta; Diptera; Drosophilidae
Product: WW domain-binding protein 4
Exons: 4
Coding region: 123-1133 (336 amino acids)
Biological process (GO): mRNA splicing, via spliceosome
Cellular component (GO): nucleus; precatalytic spliceosome
Molecular function (GO): protein binding; RNA binding; zinc ion binding
Source: RefSeq, a predicted model, not a curated record